UUCCCGGAUGGUUCCUCUCUUUGCUUGUUGAUGAGCCCCUCCAUCUUGUGGCAUGACUACAUGAGCCGCCAGCAGCUGAUAGCUUAGGCUUAGCUUCACAAGGAAGCUGUCACAAGUUAGCUAAGGCAAUCCCAGUUCCCAGAAGUUUUGGUGUGCAACAUAGCAAAGGAGCAAAGGAAUCGAAGGUUCUAUUUGGGAGGCGGCACUAUCAAAGGCUAGCUUCCGAUCCCUGAGCUCUGUUGAUUAGUUGGCAACGAAGCAUCACAAGCAACCAGAUCCCAAGUGCUCAUCACUGGCCAUCAAGAUCUAGGCUCAAGCCUGCACUGUGCAACACAGAUUCGGAUGUCUGGUCUGUAGAGGAGAAAAGGAAGAUCAUAUUUGGAGAUUGAACAAGCAACGGCAGCACAUCCCUUAGCUCCAGUUUGGAACAGAGGGAGUACAUUAUUUGCAAAGAAGCACUUCAAUAACGUGAAGAUCAAAAGGCAGGAUGUGUACUUGAGCCCCUGUUUACCAAGGAAAUCUCUGGGACGGGAGAAUCUUUAAGAAAAAUGACAGGUGUAGAAGCUGCUGCCAUUUCUGCUGUAGUAUCCGGAACCUUGAAGAUUGUGGUCAACAAAUUAGCUCCACUGCUAAUCAAAGAGUACAGCUCUAUAGUGGGUGUUAAGGAAGAUCUCCAGGAGCUCCAUGAUCUUGUUGCGGAGAUCAACUUUUGGCUGGAAACAACAACAGACAAUUCUGUUGGAAGUAAACAAUCAUUUUCUUGGCUCAAAAAGUUGAAAGAUAUUUCUUAUGAUGUUGAUGAUGUUGUUGAUGAGUUCCAGCUAAAGGCUGAAAAACAUGACUCCAAUAGUGAUGGUGGCAUUGUGUCCAAUUAUCUUUGCACAAUACCAAAAUCAUUUGUAUUUCAAUGCAAGGCAGCCAACAAGAUCAAGGCAAUUAAGAAGAGAUUUGCUGCAAUUGUGAAGCAAAGAACUGAAUACAUUGCAAUAAAGAAUAGUUUAUCAGUGGAUCCUCCAGUUCGACAUACAAACAUGAAAACAAAGGAGGUGCUAUCAUUGUCCAACGUUGAUGAGGAAUUAGUAGUUGGAAGAGAUAAAGAUAAGCAGAAGAUAAUAUCCAUGCUUGAAGCGAAUGAUGAUCUACAGAAAAUUAAGAUAGUUUCUGUCAUUGGGCUUGGCGGAUCAGGGAAGACUACCUUGGCUAAACUGGUUUUCAAUGAUGGUAACAUUAUAGAGAAACAUUUUGAAGUUAGACUAUGGGUUCAUGUGUCACAAGAAUUUGAUGUCAAAGAUCUCAUCAAAAAAGUGUUUGAAGCUUUUUCUGAAAAUAAUCCAGGACCACAUGCCUUGCCUUAUAUGACCAAAACAAUCUCAGACAAGUUGAAUGGAAAAAAGUUUCUUCUUGUAUUGGAUGAUGUUUGGACUAACUCACGAGAUGAGUGGGAAGAAUUCAUGGUAUAUAUAAAGGUGGGUGCACCUCAAAGCAGGAUUUUACUUACUACUCGAAAUACAGAAGUUGCGGUAAUAGUGGGAUCCACCGACCAAUUUCACUUGCCAUUCUUAUCUCCAGAUGACAGCUGGCAACUAUUCCAACAAAGUUUGGUAACACCUGCUACAGGUUGGAAUUUUGAAUUUGAAGAGGUUGGGAAGGCGAUUGUGGACAAAUGUGGUGGGGUGCCUCUAGCAAUUAAAGUUCUUGCAGGUUCUCUCCAUGGCAAGGAUCUGAUAGAGGAGUGGCAGGCCAUGAGAGACAAAAACUUAUCAAAUUUUAAUGGUAGAGAAGAUAGAGUGGCUGCAUGCUUAAGGUUAAGCUAUUUCCAUCUGCCAUCUAAUCUCAAACAGUGCUUUACAAUAUGUUCAGUGUUUCCCAAAGGUCAUAAGAUUGAUAAACAACAACUGAUUGACCUAUGGAUUGCUCAUGAUAUGAUCAUUCUAGAGAAUGGUAUUGGCUACUUGGAUGUUGGACACAAGCACUUUAAUUCUCUUGUGCAAGCGUCAUUCCUACAAAAUGUCAAAGAACAAGAUGGGAGAGUGACAUGUUGGAUGCAUGAUUUGGUUCAUGAUCUUGCCUUGUCCAUCUUGGGUGAUGAAAUUUCGCUUGACAUGCCAAAUGAGGCAAGCAGCAGUACCACAAAGAGCUAUAGAUAUUUUUCUUUGAUUAAACAGACAGAACAUAUGGCACCUAAAAUUUUUUUUAGAAAAGCACGUGCUGUAUAUAUGCCUAAGUAUGAAGAUUACAUAUAUGCCAUGGCACUGAAGCAUGCAAAGCACUUGCGUAGUGUUACGGUGGGAUAUCUCAAUGCAGAAGGAGCUAACACCAUGUCUCAAGUUAAAUAUCUCAAAUAUCUUGCCGUUUCAGAACUAGAUUGUGAAACACUUCCUGAGACUAUGUCAGAUGUUUGGAGCCUGCAAGCACUUCUUGUAGAACUCAGCUUUUCACUUGUCGAGAUACCAAAAUCAAUUUGUAAGAUGAGAAUGUUAAGAACAAUAAAGUUAUCGAGAUGUAUGAAUCUAAAGUGUUUGCCAGAUUCUAUUGGUGAUUGUCAUAUGAUUUCAAGUAUUGAUCUUUACUAUUGCAUUCAGCUUACAGUGUUGCCAGACUCAAUUGGUAAGUUGCAGAUGUUAAGAACAUUGAACCUGUCAUGGUGUAGAGAGCUGAAAUGCUUGCCAGAUUCUAUUGGUGAUUGCCAUAUGAUUUCAAGUAUUGAUCUUUGCGCUUGCAUUCAGCUUAUGAUGUUGCCAGACUCAAUUGGUAAGUUGCAGAUGUUAAGAACAUUGAACCUGUCAGGGUGUAGAGAGCUGAAAUGCUUGCCAGAUUCCAUCUGCAGAAACAAAAUGCUAAGAUUGUUGAGACUAGGUUUCACCAACGUUCAGAGGCUACCAUCAAGUAUGACAAAACUGGAAAAUCUGGAGUGUUUGGACCUUCAUAAAUGUAGUUGGCUAGUAGAGCUACCUGAAGGCAUCGGCAACUUGGAUAAGCUUCAAGUUUUGAACCUAAAAGGUUGUACAAAAUUGGGAGGAAUGCCUGUAGGUAUUGGACAGCUCAGUCGACUUCAAAAGUUGGGCUUAUUUUGUAUUGGUAAGGGAGAAAAGUUUGCUCGAAUAUCUGAGCUUGCAAAUGUAUCUAGGUUGGGUGAGGAACUAACAAUCAUAGAUAUUCAACAUGUGAUGGAUACGAAUGAUGCACAUGUGGCAUGCUUGAAACAGAAGAUAAACUUACAGAGGUUGGAACUAAAUUGGAUGUCGAAGAACAUGGAAGAGGUAAACACUGAGUUGCAGCAAGAUGUGCUUGAUGCCCUAGAACCACCAUCUGGUAUUCAAAUGCUGCACAUUUCUGGGUAUUCAGGUAGGCAAUAUGCAGGGUGGAUGCAGAGUCAAGUUGGUGGUGGAGUACAGGGCCCUGCCCCCUUCCCAUUUUUGAGGGUGAUGAAGCUAUUUGAUUUCCCAAACUUGAAGCAUCUAGAUGGGCUUGUCGAACUACCUUGUUUGGAGGAGCUUUGGCUGCAAAGUAUGCCUUCUGUUGAGAGCAUAAGUGGAGGCCCAUUUCCUUCACUGGUGAAGUUGGAGAUGUGUAAACUGCCUCGUUUGGGACGGGUGUGGAUGGUACCAGAGAGGACCGUGCCCGAUGUAGAAAAUGAGGGAGGCUGCUACAACUACAAUUUAACACCUCAUUUCGGACAAGUCCGAGUUGGUAGCCGCUUAACAGAGUUAAAGAUUGAGGAUUGUCCUAAGUUGGAGGUGAUGCCGCACCUUCCUCCGUCACUGCAGCAUUUAGUGUUGCAGGGAAGUGAGCAGCUGCUGCAGUUGCCAGGCCAAUGCCAGGGGCCUUCUUCCUCACCCAGUUUUAACAAUCUGAAGGAGUUUGAACUACGGAAAGUGACAGGAAUGGGUGGGUGGGAGCUGCUGCACCACAUGACGGCACUCGAGUCAUUGCAGAUUUUUAGAUUCUCUGGAGUGCACACCGAGGUGCCUGCGACCUUGUGGAGCCUCACAUCCCUGAGAUCCCUGAGGGUGCAUGGCUGGGAUGAUAUCCGCGAGCUACCCGAGUCGCUAGGGGAACUCCGGUCUCUGCAAGAGUUGGCCAUCGAAACAUGCGAUAGACUGACCAGCCUCCCCCAAACAAUGGGUCAACUCACAUCCCUCCAGAAGCUCGUAAUACAAUCAUGCGAAGCACUUCACCAGUUACCCGAGUCGCUAGGGGAACUCCGGUGUCUGCAAGAGUUGGCCAUCAAUUUCUGCCGUAGCCUGACCAGCCUCCCCAAAACAAUGGGUCAACUCACAUCCCUCCAGUUGCUCGAGAUAAAACAUUGCGAUGCAGUUCAACAGUUGCCGGACUGCCUCGGAGAACUCUGCUCUCUACGCAAACUCGAGAUUACAGACUUGCCAGAGCUGACUUGCCUUCCACAAUCCAUCUGCCGCCUCACCACCUCUCUUCAAAAGCUCAGAAUCGACUGCUGCCCGGGCAUCAAAUCCUUGCCGGAGGGGAUAAAGGACCUCACGGCUCUGAAGCAAUUGCUGAUCCAUCACUGCCGUGAUCUGAAGAGGCGAUGUGAGAGAGGAACAGGGGAGGACUGGCACCUCAUCUCGCACAUCCCUGAUGUCUUUGUUUAGACGGACGAACGGGGUGUGGCCGUGUGGGAAGGAUUUGGCCGGCGAUUGCAAGCUGCCGCUUAAUCGGGCCCACUGCACCUGAGAGCUGGGUGUCCUUAAUUGUCUUCAAAUGAUAUGAAGAAUUCUCUACGCGCCUGUGUAGUGCAAUGCUUUGAUCUUUGCCACAUAGGAUUAGGGAAUUUCAGAUUCCAGAAGAACAUACGUUUUUGCUCUGUUGUUCAGUCAACAUGAUGGGCCUGCUUGUCAUCUCGCCAGUCACAAUUCAGGUAGCACACAUAUUGUGACUAGCAAGUGACACGCGAUGAUGAGGUUUCUCUUCUGUGGCACUGUCAGUGCUAAUGUGAUGGAAAUAUGUUGAUGAUGCAACCUAAUACAAAAUUUUGAACCCUGA
Sorghum bicolor (sorghum) is the source of this 5001-nucleotide messenger RNA. RefSeq names its product putative disease resistance protein RGA3. Gene Ontology annotation, biological process: defense response to fungus. The record is from RefSeq and is a predicted model, not a curated record. NCBI's taxonomy places the organism in Eukaryota, Viridiplantae, Streptophyta, Magnoliopsida, Poales, Poaceae. The transcript is spliced from 5 exons. Bases 549 to 4610 code for a protein of 1353 amino acids. Gene Ontology annotation, molecular function: ADP binding.